AUGGUGCAAUAUGUCAUCUGUCAGACGACAUCUCAAUGUGCAAGCUCGCAUCGCGAUGGCCAGUCUGCGGCUUCCGCGAAGGUCCAACUCCAACGAUUCUUCGCGCGCGACAAGGACCAUGCUGACAUUAUCUGGCAGAGUCCGUUGGUCGUGGAGUAUUUGCAAAAGGCAACGUGGCCGCUGACGAAAGCGGCGAAGACCCGUGGACGGCACCGGAGUGAGGUGACGAAUCGAGAAGAAGAGAGCGACGACAACUGGGACGUUCUACACAGAUACGAAGACCGAGUAGACAAGCUGGCGUUUGAGAUUCACUUCGUCUCGAAGUUUAGCAAAUAUAGGGAUAUUCUGAAUACGUGCCUGGGGCUUCCGGGUCUUACCGAGGACGAUGUCGCAGUCAAAGAAGAAGAGUGGAUGUGGCGUGGCUUGCUCAACGAGACAUUUCACGCCCUCGCCGCUCGCCACGGGCUGAAGACACUCGAGAUACGCAGCAUACUUCCCAAAGCCUGUUCGACUUUCUACACAUCGGAAUGGCGGACUCUGAUCGAAGGACUGGAUGACCUGGACAUCGAACUCUGGGGCGGUCAUGGUGGGUAUCAUGCCUCUGAUUUUGGAUAUAAAGGAGGCCUCGGUGUCCUCCGAUCGACCACCACGGAUGGAUAUCUCGACUUCGUGGAGCGAACGAACGACUUCUUCUUCGCACAUUGCAAGUCUGCGACUCGGCUGAGGCUCGCGGCGGAUGUCAAUACUCCGAUCGGCAUGGCUGGCGAGAAACCUCACGUUGCGAUUCCUUUGAAGCCUGAGGAUCUACCAAAGUUGACGCAUUUUGAAUUGGAGAAUUGCGUCCUCGAUCCUGCUCUGGGAAGAUACAUCAAUGCGCACAGCCAGAAAUUAAGAUCACUGGGCUUGACAAAUUGUCAUACACGUUUGUUACGAUCCCGUCGAAAAGAAGCAUAUUGGCUUUGCUAA
Zymoseptoria tritici IPO323 is the source of this 966-nucleotide messenger RNA. RefSeq lists its product as uncharacterized. The record is from RefSeq and is a predicted model, not a curated record. The transcript is spliced from 4 exons. Bases 1 to 966 code for a protein of 321 amino acids. Lineage: Eukaryota; Fungi; Ascomycota; Dothideomycetes; Mycosphaerellales; Mycosphaerellaceae.